UUUGAAAAACAAAUCGAAACAAACAUUAUCAUCAUCAUUAUCAUCAUCAACAACAACAACAACAAAAGAAAAUGUUAGAAGCAAAAGAAUCCAAAACAAAAUCACGACCAAGAUCACCAAAAGCAUCACAUCGUGGUUGUUUACAAGAUUAUUAUUAUAGAUUAAAAAGUAAAUUUGAUCAAUAUAUAUUUCAACUACGAAUGAAUCCAACUGCAAAACCAAUAUUUCGUGAAUUCAUUAUCUACUACAAGAUGGCGACAAUAUUCAUUCGACCGAUGGGUGUUUUUACCGGUACAAUGGCUAAUGAAUUUCGUUCAAUUAUACCAUAUAAUCGUAUUCGACGAUCAACCGGUGAAAUCGGUUGGUUACCAUUUUUAAUUGAUGAUGCAUAUAUGAUGGCUGAUCGUAGUUAUCUAUUACAAACAAUCGAUAAAUCAAAUCAAGUUUCAGCAUUAAUUAUACCGAAAAAUUCGGGUGAAGUUACUGUAUUAGGUGAAACAUAUUAUGGAUUUCGUUUCGAUGCAAAAACAAUGGCCGAAGGUGUUUUUCAAAAUCAUUUAGAAGUUAAAGGUAAUAUAUCACUUGGUCAAUAUUCGGAUAAAUUUGGUUGGGAAAUAAAAGAAAAACGUUUACGUUCUGAUUGUAUUGUUGAAGUAUUAUGUGGUACAUUAUCGGUUAUAAUUUGUGAUUAUCGUUGGAUUGCAAUGAUACCGGAUCUUGAUUGUAGAAUAUCGAUGAAAUUUUUGUUUACAAGUAAAACAUCAACAAAUGAUAUACGUGGUAUGAAAGAAGUUCAAGUUUCCGGUUUAGAUCUACUUGAACAACAUGCUUCGGUUAUGAAAAAAGACCGUAUAACAUCAAAACGAUCUGCAGAUAAAAGUAAAAGUAAAACAACAAUGACUAUAACAAAAUCUAAAAGUUCAACAAAAUCAUUAAAAACAUCAAUAUCGCCUGGUAAAUCAAAAAAAUCCAAUCGUAUUCGUGAAUUGUAUGAACAAAAACGUCAACAAAAACAACAUCAAAAACAAACCGAUGAUCAAAUUCAACCGAUACCUGGUCCAAUUAAUGUUCAUCCGAAAAAAACAACCAAAGUUACUUCACCAAUCAAACUGCCCGAAAAGAAACCAAAAUCAUUUAAAGUAAUGAUUGAAAGAACAAGUCCAAAAACUAAAUCAUCUAAAUUAUCAUCUCCUGAUAUUAUUACGAUUAAAAUUAUUCCAGAAAAAAUGGGCGAAAAAUCAAAACAAGAUGAUGAUACAAUACAAUUAGUUAUAUCGCGUAAAUCUCAACCAAUCUCGGAAACAAAAUCAACAAAACCAUCAUCAUUAAAAACUUCUAUAAUUAAAAGUAAACAAUCAACAGAUCCGAUAGAAUUACCAGGAAAAUUAAAUGAUUUUAAGAUAGAAGUAAAAACAACCGUAGAAUUGAUGAAAGAUGGAAAACCAAUAGAAAUUAUCGAUACUACUAAUGUUACAAAAGAACCGGAUCCUAAAAUCACUGCUGAUGGUAUUGUUACUGAUGGUAUUGUUACUGUUGAUGAUGGUAAACAAGAACAUUCACAUUCUAUAUCUCAAUUAAAUGAACCAUUGUUGACUAUACAUAUGAAAAAACAAGAAUUUCAUACUUUGUCAUCAUCGGCAACGGAUAGUGGAGGAAAAUUAUCGCCAUCGCCAACAACAACAGCAACAACAACAGAAACCGAAUCAUCUUCAACACCGACAACAACAGAAACCGAACCAUCUUCAAUGAAAACAGCAAUAGAACCAACGGUAUCACCAUCAAAAAGAAAGAAAAGAUCAACAUCAUCAAAAUCGUCGAAACAUGUAAAAUCAAAAUCUGCAUUGAUGAAGGACAAGUUGGAUGAAAAACCAAAAUUGAUGAAAGAAAAAUCGAAAUCAAGAUCAUCGAAGAAAAGUAAAAAAUCUAAAUCUAAAUUAUCAUUGUUGAAAGUAAAAUCGAGAUCAAGAUCAUCGAAGAAAAGUAAAAAAUUGAAAUCUAAAUCUAAAUUGUCAUUGUUGAAAGUAAAGUUGGAUGGAAAACCUAAAUCUUUAAAGAUGGGAGCUAAAAUUGAAAAGUCUAAAUCAAUAUCGAAGAAAGGCAAAAUGGAAUUAAAACCAAAAUCGACAUUACUGAAAUUGGAUGAAAAACCGAAAUCGUCAAUAAUGAAAGAAAAAUCGAGAUCAAGAUCGAAGAAAAGUAAAAAAUUAAAAUCUAAAUCAUCAUUGACCAAAGUUAAGUUGGAUGAAAAACCGAAAUCAUCAUUGAUGAAAAGUAAAAUGGAAGUAAAACCAAAAUCGUCAUUAAUGAAAGUGAAAUCGCGAUCAAAAUCGAAGAAAAGCAAAAAAUCAAAAUCAAAAUUAUCAUUGACGAAAUUUAAAGUAGAAAAAUCAAAAUCAAAAUCAAAGAAAAGUAAAAGAAAAACGGGUGGUAAAACAACGAUUGAAAUGGAAUUGAAAUUAAAAGUGCCAACAAAAACACCGAAAACAAGAUCACGACGAUCAUCAAAAAAAACAAUUAGUUUAUUGAAACCUAAAACAUCGAAAGCAACAAUUACAAAAAAAAUAACACCACCAAUAUCGCCAUCAUUACAAAAGGUUAAGGUAAUUAUUCCGGGAAAGGUAUCACCAUCAACAAAAAGUCGCAGUAAAAAAAACAAAUUAUCACCAACACCCAGAAGUGGUAAAAAAGGGAAACCAUCUCCAUCAAUUAAAAGUUUUAGUAAAAAAGCAAAAUUAGCUUCAUCAAUUAAGAGUAUAAGUAAAAAAUUGAAACAUUCACCAAGAAAAGCUUCAAAACAAGAUUUGAAAUCAGCAUCAUCAAUAUUGAUGGUACAAAAAAUCAAGUUAAAUUAA
Molecule: messenger RNA, 2852 nt
Organism: Dermatophagoides pteronyssinus (European house dust mite)
Lineage: Eukaryota; Metazoa; Arthropoda; Arachnida; Sarcoptiformes; Pyroglyphidae
Source: RefSeq, a predicted model, not a curated record